UGGGGAUCUGACCAGUGGAAACGAGCACAAUGCAGCUUUAAGACUGCAGUGUGGCUGACUGUUCGUGCCAGACACAAUACAAUACACUACACUACACGAAUAACUUUCCCAUGCACCGUUAGACGUUGCACAAGCAGCAGCGCUCCAAGAAAGACAUCAAAGGCAUCCAAUGUGCCCAUGGUUUUCAGAAAUUGGGCCAGAGCAAGCAUGGACGGUUGCAACACAGGGAUAUUCCGAGCCCAAGGAGGCAAUUGAAUGAGACAUGGCCAUGGACGUUAGGAAAAGAAAGAACGGCGAGAAGGAAGAUUUGGCCUCGGAUGAUAGAAACCCGAAGUCGCCGGGAAAAGGAAGGAAAGCACCGCACCCUGAGCGCUCCCCUCGCCGCCGCUGUUCCAAACUCCUUGCCAUAUUGUUUUUACUUCUGUUCGUUCCGAUUGCUUCGCUACUCGGAAUAAAAUACUACCGAGAUGGGCUGCACGCUAGGCGUCACGAGGCUGCCCUACACUGCCUGGGGAAUGAAGGGCUGUUUCUCUUCUCCUCGCUGGACUCUGAUAAUGACAUGUUCCUCAGCCCAGAGGAGUUUAGAACCAUUGCAGAGAAACUCACAGGUAUCUCCCCACCCGCGGAGUCCGAGGAGGAGUGGGGCCCCGAUGAGAACGGAGAGAACCUCACUGUUGUGGCCAAAUUCCAGCCUCUCGUGAUGGAAUCCAUGACGAAAAGCAAAGACGGGUUCCUGGGGGUCUCCCACAGCUCUCUGAGCGGGCUGAGGGACUGGAAGAGCCCUGCUUCCCCCUCCAGAGUCUACUCUGCCAGCCAGUUCAGAGCCUUCCUGCCCCCCAAGAACAAGCUGGAGGUGGGGGAGUCCUGGUGGCUCAUCCCCAGCGAGCUCAACAUCUUCACAGGGUACCUGGCCAACAACCGCUACCACCCCCCAGCUCCACGGGGCAAAGAGGUGCUCAUUCACAGUCUCCUGAGCAUGUUCCACCCGCGUCCCUUUGUGAAGACCCGUUUCGCUCCACAGGGGGCAGUGGCCUGUGUCCGAGCCAUCAGCAACUACUACUACGACAUCGUCUUCAGGAUCCACGCAGAGUUUCAGCUGAACGAUGUUCCAGAUUUCCCGUUCUGGUUCUCUCCCGGUCAGUUCACAGGAAACAUCGUCUUGUCCAGGGAUUCCUCCCACGUGCGUGAAUUCCGUCUCUACGUUCCCAACAACAGGUCACUGAAUGUGGACAUGGAGUGGCUGUAUGGAGCCAGUGAGAGCAGCAACAUGGAGGUGGAUAUUGGCUACCUGCCCCAGAUGGAGCUUGAAGCCGCCGCCCCUUCGAUCCCCUCUUUCAUUCACGACGAGGAGGGGAAUGUGAUUGACAGCCUGGACGCCAACGGAGAGCCAAUCCAGUUUGUGUUUGAGGAGAUUGAGUGGCUCUCGCAGAUCACGAGAGAGGAGGCGGGCCGGCGCCUGGAGGUCACGCUGUACCCCUUCAAGAAGGUUUCGUACCAUCCCUUCAGCGAAGCCUUUGACCGAGCCAAGGCAGAGAAUAAGCUGGUGCACUCCCUCCUGCUGUGGGGGGCCUUGGAUGACCAGUCCUGCUGAGGUUCGGGGCGGACUCUCCGGGAGACAGUCCUGGAAAGUUCGCCCGUCCUGGCUCUGCUCAAUCAGAGCUUCGUCAGCAGCUGGUCUCUGGUGAAGGAACUGGAGGAGCUGCAGAGCAACAAGGGUAACCCUGCCCAUGCUCAGUUAGCCAGCCUGCAUUUAGAGAAGUACAACUUCCCUGUGGAGAUGAUGGUGUGUCUGCCCAAUGGGACUGUGGUUCACCACAUCAACGCAAACUACUUCCUAGACGUGACUUCCAUGAGACCCGAGGAGCCGGACAAGGGAAACCUCUUUGAUUUCUCAGCGGGAUUUGAGGACCCCUCCACUGCCACAUACAUCCGCUUCCUGAAGGAGGGGCUGGAGAAAGCCCGGGAGUACCUGGGGAACUAGACGGCACAGGAGAGCUUGGAAAGACUCCAAUACCCCCAGUGCUCUUCCAGACCAGUCCAAGACCUUAUUUCAAGGGAUAUAGCUAAUUAAAUAAUUCCUAAGAAAUCUGUGCAGUUUGAGCAAACAGAACGGUUCGACUUCACUUCAUAGUUCUCUUGCCCAAACUGCACAAGAUGAAAUGUCUUCUACUGUGAGAGACCCCUGCAUACAAUUACUGCCCUGUCAUGUUUACCUUCCCCUCAUUCAGGGCAGUCUAUUGUAAUCGUUUCUUGAUUUUCUCCCCUGUAUACCGAACCAGCUGUUUAAAGUGUAGAAGGGUCGGUCUGUACAGAGGUCAUUCACGGAUGUUCUAUGCGUUUGCACAGGAGCGAGAGUGAAUUGCUUAUUAGUCCAGCUGGAUCACAGCCCCCCUUCAAACUCCUCAUGCACACAAGAGAAUAGACGCCACCUUGUUAGUCAGUGGUGGGCUCUAUUACCCACUUGUUGCCCUUGUUACAUGCCAGGAUCCUGUAGGUUCUCUAUUCAAAAACUGAAAGGAUUGUAACCUCUCAAACAGGAGGUAUAUUGAAAGAGAGGUGUCCUGCUAGCUGCUUGGGGGUUUUCUAUUGGUUGCCCAGCAGGUUCCAUGGUUAGUUUUGUAGUAGUGGGGUUUAACUUACACCUAAUGCCCAUGCACACUCAUUAUAUAGGUCUUUUGUUUUUAAAGAAAAUAGAUUUUCAUUUUAAAAUGGUAUCUGAUACUAAACAAGGCUAAAGAAAUGUCUGUUUACAAGCCAUGCUUACAGACUGUCUUGUACUUCCUGGGUCAUUUUACCUGGAGGGUGAAGUUGUCCCCACCCCUUCAAUGGCUUCUUUCCUGUCAAUAGCCAAUCAGCUGCUUCCCCUAUUGACUGACAUGCUUUUAGCCAGUAACAUGCUUUGACUCAGAAGCUACUGCCGAGGUGAAAUGACCAAGGAAUUUCUACUAUUAGGAUCUGAAAUUCUGCCUGGAAAGAUCCCAACUGGAGUUUGUAUCGGUCGAGGCAACAACUGGGAUCUCUGCCGACAGAAUUUCAAAUUGUAUUGAAGGAAUAUGUUGGAAUUUAAAGUGGUCUUCUGGGCAAUCAAAGUGGACAAUCCAGCCUUUUUUGUUACAUGAUUUUUUUUUUUUUUUUUUCUGGUUAUACCAAAAAUGACAGACUGCAAAAUGUACUGUAAGAAUGUAUGCGGUAUGUAUUGUUUUUAUAAUUUUACAUUGUGUGUUUUUUAUGCUGCAUGGUAGACAGCCUGCUUUUUUAUGUAAUACCAUGGUAGCCCCAUAGAGGGCAGUGUAGCGUGGACAUUUGGUUCUAGAACCAUUGCUCUUUGUGACGGCCUGCUCUGAAAGCCCUUUGUGGGCUGGGAUAGGCCUGAUGUUGAGUAGUUGUGUCUGGAAGCAAUGUCCCCUCUCUGCCCCUAGAAGGAGACGGUGGGUUUCUUUAUAUAUAGAACAAUACAUGCAAUUGAGAAUAUAUUUCCAUAGUCAAAAUCCUAGUUGGAAAGUGUAUUUUUCAUUUUCCUUGACAGACAUUUUAACAGAUUUACUUUAGUUGUUGGAUUUAAACGAAUAAAGACAUUGACAAUGUUUUUUGUCUUAAACAUUUGUUUACUUCACUGUCAUAUGUGACGCCCUGUAAUGCUAUUAACGCAUUCACCAUUCUCUCAACUACAGCAGUUAGUUGCCAUUUUAAUUUGCAUUGUGGUCCCAGUACAGUGCUGGCCAACACUAGUCCUCAAGCAUCUGAGUCUGUAUCAGCCAGGAGGCAAACGUGAACCAACCCUAAUGUCAUGAUUUUAAAAUAAACUGUUCAAUUACAUUAUAUACUGGCUUGUUCAGACUUCAUAUUCACAGGCUAAAUAUGCCAGUAACACUCCCAUUGCAAUAAGCCACAAAGGACUUUUUAUACUGUUUCAAACACUAUAAACCAACUUUAUUAAUGCUCCUUUCUUUUUGAGCUAGAUGCUUAAGCAAUACUUUUAAUUGCACUAAAAUCGCUAGUUAUGAAUUUCUUGUAAAACCAACCCGACUAUGUUGAGAAUGUUCAAUGGUACCCUUGAGUUGAUACAGAAGGGCUGGAAAACAAUUAUUUUACUAGCUUGCUGUUCAGGAGAAAAUGUGGGAGUCCACAUGCAUUAGAAACUGCAUAAGACACAUACUACCACUACUUUUAACUAGCCAUGAAUAUGUGAAUGUAAUGCAAUUUGCUGUAUAAGCCCUUCAAAGAGCAUUAUGUUAUUAAUAAAAUGUUAUUUUUCA
Messenger RNA from Acipenser ruthenus (sterlet), 4256 nucleotides. Its product is annotated as selenoprotein N-like. The record is from RefSeq and is a predicted model, not a curated record. Gene Ontology annotation, molecular function: calcium ion binding. Gene Ontology annotation, cellular component: endoplasmic reticulum membrane. The transcript has 12 exons. Gene Ontology annotation, biological process: skeletal muscle fiber development; calcium ion homeostasis. NCBI's taxonomy places the organism in Eukaryota, Metazoa, Chordata, Actinopteri, Acipenseriformes, Acipenseridae.